This is a messenger RNA of Trematosphaeria pertusa, 162 nucleotides long. RefSeq lists its product as uncharacterized. The record is from RefSeq and is a predicted model, not a curated record. Bases 1 to 162 code for a protein of 53 amino acids. The transcript is spliced from 2 exons. NCBI's taxonomy places the organism in Eukaryota, Fungi, Ascomycota, Dothideomycetes, Pleosporales, Trematosphaeriaceae.
AUGAAGUUCACUACCGUCGUCGCUGCUGUCCUCUCCAUGGCUGCCUUUGGCAUUGCCGCUCCCGUUGCUGCUCCCGCCGCUGAGGACGUUGCAGUUCGCCAAAACCACGGCAUGUGCGUCAGUGGCUCGGGCGGAACCGUCACCCAGAUCACCGACUGCUAG